This is a messenger RNA of Engraulis encrasicolus (European anchovy), 4003 nucleotides long. RefSeq names its product heterogeneous nuclear ribonucleoprotein Q-like. Gene Ontology annotation, biological process: CRD-mediated mRNA stabilization. Gene Ontology annotation, cellular component: CRD-mediated mRNA stability complex; ribonucleoprotein complex; nucleus. Bases 189 to 2138 code for a protein of 649 amino acids. NCBI's taxonomy places the organism in Eukaryota, Metazoa, Chordata, Actinopteri, Clupeiformes, Engraulidae. The transcript is spliced from 12 exons. The record is from RefSeq and is a predicted model, not a curated record. Gene Ontology annotation, molecular function: mRNA 5'-UTR binding.
CCCCAUAGAUGCGUGAGAAAUCCUGGCGUGAAUGUAUCCGCCAUUUUACAUCACCCGAAGUGAAAGAACCCAACCGGACUUACGCCGGGGAGUCGUGGAUCCGUUUCAGUUUAUUUCAUUUUAAAAAGCCAAAAUUGAGCUGAUCCGCAUUGUGCACCUUAUUGAGCCAUCGAAAGAUUGCUGGAAACAUGGCAACUGAAGAACACGUUAAUGGGAAUGGAACAGAAGAGCAGGAGCAGGAUCAGGAACAUGACCAGGAACAGGAGCAAGAGCCGGAGCAGGAGCCCAUGGACACCACUGCUGCUGUUACCCAUUCUGAACACUUCCAGACGUUACUAGAUGCUGGUUUACCAGAGAAGGUUGCUGAAAAGCUAGAUGAAAUCUACGUAGCAGGCCUUGUAGCACACAGUGACUUAGAUGAGCGGGCGAUAGAGGCCCUGAAAGAAUUCAACGAGGAAGCCGCACUACAAGUUCUCGUUCAGUUUAAGGAAAGCGACCUUUCACAUGUGCAAAACAAAAGUGCCUAUUUGUGUGGAGUGAUGAAGACGUACAGACAACGGGAGAAGCAGGGGACCAAAGUUUCAGAUUCCAGUAAAGGACCAGAUGAAGCAAAAAUAAAAGAGCUGCUGGACAGAACUGGCUACACGCUGGACGUGACAACGGGACAGAGAAAGUACGGUGGCCCCCCGCCAGAGGCAGUGUACUCAGGACUUCAGCCCCAUGUUGGCACAGAGAUUUUCGUGGGGAAGAUCCCGAGGGACAUGUUUGAGGACGAGCUGGUGCCCCUGUUUGAGAAGGCGGGCCCCAUCUGGGACCUGCGGCUGAUGAUGGACCCGCUGACGGGCCUCAACCGGGGCUACGCCUUCCUCACUUUCUGCAAUAAAGACGCUGCACAGGAGGCAGUGAAGCUGUUUAACAAUCAUGAAAUUCGCACCGGGAAACACAUUGGAGUGUGCAUAUCUGUGGCGAAUAAUAGACUUUUUGUCGGUUCGAUCCCAAAAAACAAAACGAGAGAACAAAUAGUGGAGGAGUUCUCCAAAGUCACAGAGGGUCUGAACGACGUCAUCCUGUACCAUCAGCCGGAUGACAAGAAGAAGAACCGUGGCUUCUGUUUCCUGGAAUAUGAGGACCACAAGGCAGCAGCGCAGGCCCGGCGGCGCCUCAUGAGCGGCAGGGUGAAGGUCUGGGGCAACGUGGUCACUGUGGAGUGGGCCGACCCCAUCGAGGACCCCGACCCAGAGGUCAUGGCCAAGGUGAAAGUUCUGUUUGCCCGAAACCUUGCAAAUGGCGUCACCGAAGAAUCGCUUGAAAAAGCCUUCGGUGAGUUUGGCAAGCUUGAGCGAGUGAAGAAGCUGAAAGACUACGCCUUCAUCCACUUUGAGGAGCGGGACGCCGCCGUGAAGGCCUUGGCGGAAUUGAAUGGAAAAGAAAUGGAGGGGGAACCGAUUGAAAUUGUUUUCGCUAAACCCCCCGACCAGAAGAGGAAAGAGCGCAAGGCCCAGCGGCAAGCAGCCAAGACAACGUACGAUGACUAUUAUUACUACGGCCCCCCUCACAUGCCUCCUCCCCCCCGAGGCCGGGGUCGAGGAGGUGGCGGCGGCGGUGGUCGCGGGGGUUACGCUUCUUACCCCCCAGACUAUUACGGCUACGAGGAUUACUACGACUACUACGGCUACGACUACCACAACUACCGCGGCGGAUACGAUGACCCGUACUACGGAGGCUACGAGGACUUUCAGGCUCCGCCGGUCAGGGCCCGAGGUGGCCGAGGGGGCUCGCGAGGAGGAGGAGGAGCCUCCCCAGCCCGGGGGAGAGGAGGCGCGGGGCCGCCCAGGGGCAGAGGAGGAGGGGGCUUCUCCCAGAGAGGCGGCGGUGGUGCUGGGGGUCCGGGAGCAGGCCGAGGCAUGCGGGGGUCCAGAGGAGGACCGAUGCAGCAGAGAGGCGGCCGCGGGGUACGUGGUGGCAGGGGUGGCCGCGGUGGAAGUGUAGGAGGAAAGCGCAAAGCUGACGGGCACAGCCAGCCAGAUUCCAAGCGUCGCCAAACCAAUAAUCAGAACUGGGGCUCUCAACCCAUUGCUCAGCAACCGCUACAAGGUGGCGAUCAUUCUGCAGGGAAAAGGGGUCGAGGAUGGUCCUGACCAGUGACUGAGGACCGGUGCGGAGUAGAAGACGGUUGCAACAGGAGCUGCCACUGGGGGUGACGGUAAGGUCACUUCAGCGGUCCUGAGACGAGACACUCCAGCCUUACUGACGCAUAUCUCCCAGACUGCCACAUAGGAGCAAACAUGUUUUUUGGACUCUUACGUUUUAUUUUAUUUUUUUUGUUUGUUUUAAAUAGGUCACAAUACUCCCACCCACCGUCUAUACCCAUUGUCCUGAGCGCCCCGUCUUUCCCCAAAGAGUUUGCCAUUUGUAGUUACAGCAUAAUUUGAGUCUCAAGACUCAAUAUUUUUAUUGCUCUUGUAAAAAAAAAAUCUUGUUUUGCACUUUGUUGGACCAGAAUUCAGAUAGGAUUGACUUUUUUUAAUAUAAAAGAGGUCACAAACCAGCCCCAGCUAACAUCGGAUGCACUUAAGGUAUCAGACUUCUACGAGGUCUUGCCACUUCCCUACACAUUUGUGUUUCCAUGACGGCUCUUUUUCAUGUGUUUUCCCUCUAUGGGGGGAGUUAGCUGGGACUGGUUUAUUCUGUACAGAGAGAAUCAUCCUGUAGAGUUCUGGUGUUAAGUUUGACGUGGCUCUGAGGAGCAUGAUGCUAUGUAUAUUUUUGUGCUAAUUUUAGCUUUAUCAUGGAAUAUGUCUUUUUUUUUAUUGGUUGUACGGAUUACUUUUUUUUUGAUAAAGGUGUUACCACCUGGCAUGAGCAGUCAGGCAUUCCAGGCAUGUGGUUCUUUUCAGAACUAGUCAUAUUUUUUUUUGUUUCUUCUUUUUUUUAAUAAAGGGUUGGUUAACUACCUCAGUGUGGAGGAUUUAAACUGCCCUACCUUUACUGUACAUAGAGAGAACCUCAUCAUGAAAGCAGGGCUCGAUACCCCAUCGCCAUUUUACUUUUUGUUUUCCCAAAUAUGCUGUCUGUGACUAAUUUCAGUUAAACUGGGCACGUCAACAGUCAUGGGUCUGAUCAAGCCUUACCGUCAUUGUUCAACAGGAUAGUUACUACUGGUUGUAUCUUAGUUCAGUGUUUCAUCAUGAAAACAAGAAGAGCCAACUGCUUUACUUUUUAAGGGGUUCUGUGGUUAUCUCUUUGAAAUAACUAGUCUUAACUUUUUAUAUGUACAAGGCAUCCUUUUAUGAAGGUCUGCUUCUACACAAUGAUGUCUACAAGCCAUCAUCCAUUACUGUCGUGUCAACUCAGCCGAUCCUAAUUGUUCUGAGGAGUUGCCUUUGGUCACCAUUCUAGAAUACAUCUGGAGUGGUGCAUAUGGGGUGCAUUCCAUUAUCCUAACCUCCUGUCCUCGACCUGUACUUGUGGCCUUGCAUUUCGCUGACACCCCGCUUCCAUGGAGAGAAGAAUAACAUUUCCCUGUCAGCCUAGGUAGCCACAACAACUUUUGGGGGACUUUUCCCCCAUUCAACAUCCCAGUUGCAAAUGAGAAAAUUACCUUUUGAAUUGUGCUUUUGCGAAAUAUUGAAUGCAACUUCUGUCGUCAACGUUUUGUGAUGUCAUCACGAGGCCACAAGCACAUGGGGGGAGAGGAAUAAUGGAAUGAACCCUCAUGGAAAGCAAUAGCUGGACUAGUAGGGACUUACCCUGUCCUAAAAGGAUACUGCAACCUUGAACUUUAAGUUUCCUUCUCUCCAUGAAUUGUGAGAUGCAGGGCUUUUUCUUUUCUUUUCCAAACACUAGACUCCCUCAGGGAGUUGGAGUCAUCUACCCUCAGCCAGGUUUAAGAAAUAGUUUGUUGGUGGCUUAACGAGUGUGUUGCAUUCCUGCAAAUAAAUUGUUUUAUAUUGUAAAUUAAGUGGUGUAACUUAUUUUUAAUAAAGUUAUUGACUUUCUUUAA